ACAGAAAUACCAUAUUAGGGUUUAACUGCUAUUUCUUUGCCGUGAUGGCGAAAUUCAACGUGGUACAGAAGCGGCGGAGGGCCGCGAUAGCGGAUCGGAAGAGACAAGUGCACGGUGAACCAUCCACCGGAAAGCUCCGGCAAAAGCCCCAACCGCUCUCCAUCUCCGGCAAGCGAAAGCGCAAGCUCUUCAAGAAAUGGCGCCGGGAGCAAAAGGAGGGAGUGAAGGAGGGUUUAAUUACUAUGCAAGAUGUCGAGAUGGCUGUUGUUGAUGGUACAUUGCAAGAUGCCAAUAAACCUUCUGUUAAAUUCCCGAUGAAGAAGAGUUCAAAACUGAAAGUAAAGCAGUUGAAGAAGACAGGUAAAUGCUAGUUUACACCCUUCUAUGAAACUCCUGCUUGAAUUUUUAUAACCCAUGUUUAACG
This is a messenger RNA of Olea europaea var. sylvestris, 424 nucleotides long. RefSeq lists its product as uncharacterized. The record is from RefSeq and is a predicted model, not a curated record. The transcript is spliced from 3 exons. Bases 45 to 371 code for a protein of 108 amino acids. NCBI's taxonomy places the organism in Eukaryota, Viridiplantae, Streptophyta, Magnoliopsida, Lamiales, Oleaceae.